Messenger RNA from Rotaria sp. Silwood1, 798 nucleotides. The record is from the annotation of a GenBank genome assembly. NCBI's taxonomy places the organism in Eukaryota, Metazoa, Rotifera, Eurotatoria, Philodinida, Philodinidae.
AUGAAUGAUCGUAAGCCUUAUUACAAACUUGUAACUCUUGAUGGUAAAAAACCUUAUGCAGAUGGUGAUCGAGCACAAGCAGCAGUGGUCGAACAUCUUCAACUAAUAAAAACCUGUAAAGAAGAUCCAUCACUUAUUGUUGUUGAUGUUGGUGCAUACGUCGGUGAUUUUGGAUUAUAUGCAGCUGCAUGCGGUUGUCAAGUAUAUUUAUUUGAAGUACAACCAAACAUGGUCGAUCUUAUUCAAACAUCAAUUCUAGUUAAUAAUUUUUCUUCUUCUCGUGUUCAUGUCAUAAAUAAAGCUGUCAGUAAUUUACCAUCCAACUCUCAACUAACAUUUCUUCAAGAUGCAGGUGAUACAAAAGAAACUGAGGGAUCAUUACAUAUAUCAACAAUUCGCCUUGAUGAUAUAGAAUGGCCACCACAAUCGACUAUACUUCUAUUAAAAAUUGAUGUUGAAGGAUUUGAAUUAAAUGUUCUUCGUUCAGCUGAAAAAUUAUUUCAUGAAAAACGUAUUCAACAUCUUAUUUUUGAAUAUACAGCUUAUUGGACUGAUCGAUCAGCACAGAAAGAUCUUUUACCAUUCGUUGAAGGUAAACUUAGUAGCAAAAAGCUUUAUGCAUUACAUCGUACACAACGAGAUAUUUAUGGUCCAUUGAAUCGAACGAUAUUUGAGGAUUUUUAUAAAAAUCACGUCAAGAAACAUUUACAAACGGAUAUCUAUGCAACAUUUGUCGAUUCAGAUAUGAAUACUGCUUUAAAAUCAAAGCCGUAUGAUCCGAUAUCAUCGUACGCAUAA